GGCUUUUUUGCAGUGCAGAUCUUUAACUUUGCAGCAAGGGUUAGGGUGAUCCAUUAAAAUACUUACAAGUUUUUAAUAUCCUUCUCACUAACAGAAAAUAUAACAUCCUUCAAAGACUCAUGUAGAGAAAAUAAGGCAGAUUUUACAGCAGUAAAUGCCAUCAGGUGUUUGCAUGACAUGUAAAUGCUCUGCUUGUUAUCACCAGCUUCCUGUUUGACUGGAUGAGCUCCUGAUGGAACCCCCUUCGUAUGAGGAGGCCCGUCUCCACCCUCCGGCUCUGAGCACCGUCGCAUCCAACGUCCCCCCUCCGCCCUCCUACGACGCCUCCCUCUAUCGCCCCCCAACACCUCCGCCCACUUAUGGUGAAGCAGUUACAGUCCAGCCGGGUCCUUUUCCUGUCCUGUUGGUGCCGACGUUACCUCAACAAACCAACGGGACCAUAAUCCAUCCAGUUACACAAGUCGGUGUCAGACAGCCUCAGCCUGCAGCCGUCGUCUCUCAGCCUCAGCCUGUUCCCGUCUCAGUGACACACCUGGGGGACGUCCCCGGUCUCGUCCGCUGCCCACACUGCAACCGCAGCGUCACCACUGAUGUGGUGUACGUGCCUGGCCGGGCUGCCUGGUGCACAUGCUUUCUCCUCUCAAUGAUGGGGUUGAUCUGCGGUUGCUGUCUGAUUCCCUUUAUGAUCCAAAGCCUGAAAGAUGCUCAUCAUUCCUGCCCGCGGUGUGGAAACCACGUGCACACACACAGGAGAUGA
Messenger RNA from Centropristis striata (black sea bass), 757 nucleotides. RefSeq names its product lipopolysaccharide-induced tumor necrosis factor-alpha factor homolog. NCBI's taxonomy places the organism in Eukaryota, Metazoa, Chordata, Actinopteri, Perciformes, Serranidae. The record is from RefSeq and is a predicted model, not a curated record. The transcript has 4 exons. Gene Ontology annotation, molecular function: zinc ion binding. Bases 233 to 757 code for a protein of 174 amino acids.